GCGACGGUGGCGGCUCUCAGAGCCGGCGCGAAUCCGGCCCCCGCAGCGGGACCCGGCUCUGGAGACAGGAAGUCCAAGACGAAGGUGUUGGCAGGCUCUCUUCCUUCCUCCAGGCCUGCCCCUUGCUGGCAGGUCUUGUUGAGCCCUGCCUGGGCCAAAGCGUGCGGAGGAUGGAAACACUUGCCCAGCAAUGUCUCUGGGCCGCCUCCUUCGCCGGGCCUCCUCCAAAGCCUCGGACCUCCUGACCCUCACCCCGGCUGGCAGCAGCAGCGGGUCCCCCUCCGUCCUGGAUGGAGAGAUCAUCUACUCCAAGAACAAUGUCUGCGUGCACCCCCCGGAGGGGCUGCAGGGGCUGGGGGAGCACCACCCAGGUUACCUGUGCUUGUACAUGGAGAAGGAUGAGAUGCUGGGAGCCACCCUCAUCCUGGCAUGGGUCCCCAACUCUCGCAUCCAGAGGCAGGAUGAGGAGGCCCUGCGCUACAUCACACCAGAGAGCUCCCCCAUUCGCAAGGCACCCCGCCCUCGGGGCCGGCGUGCCCGGAGCUCGGGGGCCUCCCACCAGCCCUCUCCCACGGAGCUGCGGCCCACCCUGACCCCCAAAGAUGAGGACAUCCUGGUGGUGGCCCAGAGUAUUCCGGACGGUGUGCUGGCCAGCCCUGCGCCAGAGGACGACGAGAAGCUGGCACAGGGCUUGGCGGUGGACGGUGCCCGGCCAGCCUUGCAGCCUGCCUGCAGCCCCUCCAGGAUCUUGUCAACAGUCAGUUCGCAGGAUGGCACUGAGGAGGGGCGGGAGCCACGGCCCGAGGCCGGGGAGGAGGAUGGCUCCCUGGAGCUGUCCGCUGAGGGCGUGAGCAGGGACAGCUCCUUCGACUCGGACUCAGACGCCUUCUCCUCGCCCUUCUGCCUCUCACCCAUCAGUGCAGCUCUGGCCGAAAACCGUGGCUCCGUGUUUCUGGAAAGCGACAGCAGCCCCCCGUCCAGCUCCGACACCAGCCUGCGCUUCCCGGACAGCAACGGCCUCCUGCAGACCCCGCGCUGGGACGAGCCACAGCGGGUAUGCGCCCUGGAGCAGAUCUGCGGCGUGUUCCGCGUGGACCUGGGCCACAUGCGCUCCCUCCGCCUUUUCUUCAGCGACGAGGCCUGCACCAGUGGCCAGCUGGUCGUCGCCAGCAGAGAGAGCCAGUACAAGGUCUUCCACUUCCACCACGGCGGCCUGGACAAGCUGUCUGACGUGUUCCAGCAGUGGAAAUACUGCACGGAGAUGCAGCUCAAAGACCAGCAGGUCGCCCCCGAAAAGACCUGCAUGCAGUUUUCCAUCCGCCGCCCCAAGCUGCCGUCCUCCGAGACGCACCCGGAGGAGAGCAUGUACAAGAGGCUGGAUGUCUCUGCCUGGCUCAACCACCUGAACGAGCUGGGCCAGGUGGAGGAGGAGUACAAGCUGCGUAAGGCCAUUUUCUUUGGCGGCAUUGAUGUGUCAAUCCGGGGGGAGGUCUGGCCCUUCCUGCUGCGCUAUUACAGCCACGAGUCCACGUCGGAGGAGCGGGAGGCGCUGCGGCUGCAGAAGCGGAAGGAGUACUCUGACAUCCAGCGGAGGAGGCUCUCCAUGACCCCUGAGGAGCACAGAGCAUUCUGGCGCAACGUGCAGUUCACCGUGGACAAAGACGUGGUCCGGACUGAUCGGAGCAACCAGUUCUUCCGAGGGGACGACAAUCCCAAUGUGGAGAGCAUGAGGAGGAUCCUGCUGAACUAUGCUGUCUACAACCCAGCCGUCGGCUACUCCCAGGGCAUGUCGGACCUGGUGGCGCCCAUCUUGGCCGAGGUCCUGGACGAAUCGGACACCUUCUGGUGCUUUGUGGGUUUGAUGCAGAACACGAUCUUUGUCAGCUCCCCUCGGGACGAGGACAUGGAGAAACAGUUGCUGUACCUGCGGGAGCUGCUGCGGCUGACGCACCUGCGAUUCUACCAGCACCUGGUCUCACUGGGCGAGGACGGCCUGCAGAUGCUCUUCUGCCACCGAUGGCUCCUGCUGUGCUUCAAGCGUGAGUUCCCUGAGGCCGAAGCGCUGCGGAUCUGGGAGGCCUGCUGGGCCCACUACCAGACAGACUACUUCCACCUUUUCAUCUGCGUGGCCAUCGUGGCCAUCUAUGGGGAUGACGUCAUUGAGCAGCAGCUGGCCACGGACCAGAUGCUCCUGCACUUCGGAAACCUGGCCAUGCACAUGAACGGGGAGCUGGUGCUCAGGAAGGCGAGGAGUUUGCUGUACCAGUUCCGCCUCCUGCCCCGGAUCCCCUGCAGCCUGCAUGACCUAUGUAAGCUGUGCGGGACCGGCAUGUGGGACAGCGGCUGCAUGCCUGCCGUGGAGUGCACCGGCCUACACCCCGGCUCGGAGAGCUGUCCCUACGGGGGCACAGUGGAGAUGCCUUCUCCCAAGCCCCCGAGGGAAGGCAAGAAGGGCCCAAAGACGCCGCAGGACGGCUUCGGCUUCCGCAGAUAGGUCGGGCCCCCAGCGUUGGACAGGGGUUGAGGGGACCUCCCUGGAGGCCCUGGGCAUGGGAGGGGGUGGGGCUGGGCAUGGAGGGGAUAGGGGACGGUAGGAACCUAAGGAAAAUGCUUUUGGGCAAUGUGAGAGGAACCUUUUCGUAUUAGCAACAAAAUCAGGGUCCGGAAGUGACAGAAGUCAGACCUGCAGCCGCCUGGAGGGAAGCCAGCUCCCGGAAUGCUGCGGUGGAACGUGCGGCCACUGUGCCUGAGGUGCAGGCUGGCCAGGCUCUCCUGCCGGCUGCCCUGGAGGAUUUCAGCACGUCCAGGAUUUGCUCCAGCCUCUCAGGCAGCCAGACAGCAUUGCCAGGCAAUGAGGAGAGCAGAGAUGAGAGAAGGCGGCUUCGCUCACCCAGCAGCAUCGAGGGCUGCAGAACAGAGCGGGGUCCCAUCCAGGUCCAGGGACAUCUCUGCAAGCCAGACACACUUCCUCAUGAGACCUCAUGCUGAGUGAGCCAGACACACUUCCCACAGCUUCCCCAGCCACAGCUGGGAUGCCGAUGGAAAGACAUUUGCCAUUUUAAAAAAACCAGCAGCCCAACUGAUAUGGGGACGGAGAGGUGGAAGAGCAGUCAGGUUUGAGGAGCUGGGGCAUGUCAUGUUUAUCCACUUAAACAUUUCGUCCUCCUGGUACAUGAAGGGAACCACCCACCUGCCCGGGACCCUGAGCCUCAGGCUGUUGGAGAAGCAUCCGAAGCCUUUUUCUUAAGUGGGGGUCUUCUAUGUGACAUGAGGUUCCUUGACACUGUUUAAGGUCACCUCCACCAAAUAGAGCAGCCAGCUGGGGCUUGAGUGGGUCGCUCUGUGUGUCCCUGCGUGCAUGCGUGUUUGUGUUGGAAGAUCCUCUGAAGAUCUGCUACAACCCAGGGCAGUAUGUUAGCUGACCAACCGAGACAAGGACACCUGGAGAUAGACUCUUCCACUUCCCUGCAGGGCCGGUAGUCUCUGCUGUGCACUCAGAUAUACACGUCAGCUUCUCAGGUGGUCGGGCGUGAGAGAGACCACAGUGAAGGAGCCAGCACUCUGGACUCUCUGCCUUCCCGACACACUCUCCCUCCGCCAAAAGACUGUCAGUUGCUCCUUCUGGAAUUUAGAGAUGGACAGACAAGGGCAUGCAAUCUCUGCUGUGAGAGCUUCCAGCCAGCUUAGACAUGUUGAGCCGUUUGCACAGAAAGCUACUCCUCGAGCAAGGAGACCAAAUGCCUCCUAAAAUCCUCCACUGCGUCCUUCUAGGGAGAAACCCCUUGAUGUGCUGAGACCCAUCAUGGGGACAGGGACAGGGGGCUUCCCACUUGAAGCUUUUCUCCCUGAAGGGUGGGCACUGCUGGACCAUGCCACGUCAAAGCAGUGUUUCUCCACAGGAAAGAGGAGGACACCACUUACCGGCCGCCGCCGCCGCCGCCGCCGCCUCCUCCUCCUCCUCCUCCUCCUCCUCCUCCUCCUCCUCCUCCUCCUCCUCCUCCUCUUCUCAUUUCUCCAUGAGCCCAGGUCUGUCCAAGAGCCUUUUGGAGAGACUUUCCUGGAGCCCCAUCAGUGCCCAGAUCCUGGGGUACCGACCAUUACUGUCUAGCAGUGGGGGUCCUGCGACAGGGCUGGGGUGGGCUUCUCAUCCACUUUGCUUCUGGGAAGAGAGGGUUGCCUUUCUGGGCUGGCUCCUGGUCUGUUAGGGAGGUGGCUGGAGCUUCUGCCCCGACCCCCCAAGAAACCAGUUCUCUCCAUUGCCACAGCAAUGCUGUGCGGUGAAUCCCGAAGCAGCCGGUGGCUUGCAGCAGUCAGCACAGACCUGGACCAGGAGUCAGCAGUCUGGGCGGGGCGGUUCUGCCGGUAUAGGCUGGGUUUGCUUGUUUGGGGCCAGUGGGCUGCUAAGUCCCAGGAGAUGCUCCUGGUGCAGAGGUCAGACCUGGCACUCCUCUGUGGUCUCUUUUAUCCCCACUGCAGACCAGCCAUGGUGGAGCCAAAGGCAGGGAAGGAGAGACGGCAAGUGCCUCUCCAAGCCUUGGCAGACAGCACACCUGCAGCCCUGCCCUUGGCCACAGCAAGCCAUGUGGCUGGGCUCAGCAUUAAGGGGUGGGGGACGGACCUGCCACUUUAGUGUCCCCUCUGCACAGUCAGGUGGCAGUAGGCUGAGAAUUUGGAGGGCUGAAGAACGGGGACUCCAGAGAGUCUGUGUCCUAAUAACUGCUGCUUUGGAGCACUCCUUCCCCACUCCCCCUCUCCAGGAGAAUGGUCCCUGCAUUUCACUAGAUACCUUGUGCCUUUGAGGUGCUGUUUGGGAGGGAGGAAGAGGGUGGCCAGGUCCAGGGCUCCCCUCGCUUGGGAGGGUCCUAAUAGAAGCCAUUCCUUCUGAGUCUCCUGGCCCUACAGCUUCUCACCUCUGCUGCUCCCCAAGACCUGACCCAGACCCAUCAGCCGCAUCUCUGCACCAAGUGCCACCCCUGCCAGGCACUGCUCAUACCUCAUGCUCCCCAUGGGCUGGCCCGGACCUCAGUGAGGCCUGCACCUCGCAGGCCAGCCAGGACCUCGGAAGCCCUGACCUGGGUACUCAGGGCUCCAUGGAGGAGACGCUGCUGGGGGUGGAGAAGCCCCGCUCUCUGCAACUCCCUUAAUCUGGAUGCAAUUAGAGGAGAGCAGCCAAAGACCUGCGGCAGCUGUUGCCCCGGGAUUAUUCCCAGCCAGCGAGAGGCAUUAGGGCGAUAAUUCAGUCAUUAGACUUCUAGCCUUCCCACCGCCAGAACGUGCAAAUGGGGGAUAAUCAGCCCUGCACGGCCGUCCUCAGCAAUGCCGCUUAUUUAACCCAUUUUUUAAAAUGACACUUAAUGUUAUUGGCUGGCGGACGUGUGUGCGCAUACUUACAAGGUGACGCAUGGUUCGGCCCUGCUGCUAAUGUCUGCGCUGACAGUGGCGCCCAGUGCUGCCCAGGGCCUCUGGGAAGAGAGGGCACCUUUGAUGUGGGUGUGCUGGCACCUGAGGGGCAGCAUGGUCAGGCUUGAUUCUUGCCGCCCUGGAAGGUCCUGCUGGGGUUGGGGGUCAGGUUAGCAUUCAGAGAUCUGGGCAGGAAGCAGGGAGCCUGGCAUCCUCACCAGGGGCAGAGGGGAAAUGUGGACUGCUCCAGAAGGUUCUGACUCAAGUCUCAGCCCCAAGGACUCAGAACUCACAAGCCACAGACUAAGUAUAGAAGGAGGGCCCCAGCCCACUCCUGCGGAGGAGGAGGAGGGUCUGAAGGUGGGAGGGGCAGCUCCUUGAGCAGCCACUGUUCCUGACCAGCCAGAGUGUCGGGCACAGGGGAGGAGUUUCUGUGUCCAGGAGGGAGAGGCCCUCCCCCCUCUGACCUUUCAGUUUUCCACAGUAGCCCAGUCUGAAGCCUGCGGGGUCCGGCAGGGCAUCAGGGCAAGACGAAGAUGCUGGUUCUGGAAUGAGGGCUCCCCUUGGACUGAGGGGCAGUGGCUGGCAGAGGUUGCCCAGCUCUGGCCUUUGGUUGGAGGUCACUGGGAAUGGAGGUGGGGUGGUGACAGGAGAUGGGGUGCGGGCUGUAGACCGUGCUGGGUGGGGCGUCCAAUCCUGUAAGGCCUGCCCUCUGAGCCCCCUUGCCUGCUUCUAGUUUGGCAGAAGUAAUGCUGGGCACAGCCCCCAAGUGAUGAGAAUCUGCCCGUGCUGUGCCCUGCGGAAGGAUGUGUUUCUGGUGUGGCCUCCCUCUCCCUUGCAGGAGGCUGGGGGUGUCAGGGCUCCACCCUGGGCUCACUGGGCUGAGGGAAGGAAGCACCCCGUAUGCUCUGCAGAGGCUCCUGCAGGCCACUUUGCCUCAGAGGAAGGAGGAGAGGUCCCCUGGGAAACACACACACACACGUGCAGGGAUACAGCCCAGGUCAGGACUGGCUGCCUAGCCGGGCCUGCCCGGUUCUUGGAGUCUGCAGGGAAUGAGUCAGCCUCAGGAUCCCCUCAGUUCCUUGUUUCCAAGCCAGGCUGCAAGGCCGCUCCUGGGUGUGAAUGCAUUGUCCUGGGCCCUCUGUCUAGUCAGAGGGAACCACCCCAAAACUAGAAAGCUAAUUUCCCCUGAAGAUUCAUGAAGCCAGAGGGCAUGCUCUAGGAUGGGGGAUGGUGGGGCAAGAGGGGGUGCUGUGGAAGGGGCCCUGGACCCACCCUGCUGCCUGUGACUCUCCCAAGUAUGUGGCCUUCUGCCUCCCCCGGCCUCAGUUUCCUCACCUGUAAGGAGAACAACGCCGCCUGCCUGCCCGGGCCACCUCCUGGGACUGCAGUGGGGACUCUGAGUGUAAAACUGUCCUGAGGAUGAUUUAUGAAGUCCCAGGGACCAACCUGCCACUCAGGGAAGAGACUGCUGACCUCAGCCAUCAGCCACAUGCAUCAUAAAGGGGAGGGACCGAGACCUAUCCCCUGGUUCUGAGUUAGCAAACCUGCGCUCCCUUCCACACACCCACCCAGCUGUGUGUCCUCUGCCAAGGGCCAGCUUCUAUGUGACUUUUCUGUGAAAUGCACCCCAUUCUGCCCACUCCUACCGCGAAGAAAAAUCAGCCAGGAGACCCAUCCUCAGCCAUCCUGCCAGGAGUGUGUUCGCAUGAAUGCACAUGCAAAGCUCUCUCCAUCAGGAGGGUGGUAUGGGCCCUGCGGGUCCUACCCCUCGGGCUUGAGGUUCCCUUGGACUGCAGACUCUGGUCUCCUGGGCAGAGCCAGGGGUGCAGACAACCUGCAGCCAUCUGGCCUUUUUAGUAUAUUACGUUGCAUUUCCAGGUAGGAAGGUAACAUUUCAAGUUCAAAGAGAUCAUCUCAUGCAACCAUCUCUCCUCCAGCACUUCUGGAGUAAGGACAGUUUCUGUUACAGUUUAGGGGAAUUUUUCAUCAAAUUUCCACCAUUAACCAAGAGACGACUGACGUCCAUGGCAAAUGACUUGUUCUUGGCAUUCUGUUUCGUUCGGUGUUUUAAAUGUAAUCGUCCAUUGGGGUCCAGGACUGGUCUGAGCCGUGCUAGCCACAGCCCCAACUAUGCUUCCAGCUUUCCUGGAUUCCACAGCAAAUAAAACUGUACUGACAACAAA
Messenger RNA from Callithrix jacchus (white-tufted-ear marmoset), 7586 nucleotides. RefSeq names its product TBC1 domain family member 16 (gene TBC1D16). The record is from RefSeq and is a predicted model, not a curated record. Gene Ontology annotation, biological process: activation of GTPase activity. Lineage: Eukaryota; Metazoa; Chordata; Mammalia; Primates; Cebidae. Gene Ontology annotation, cellular component: early endosome. Gene Ontology annotation, molecular function: GTPase activator activity.